Molecule: messenger RNA, 598 nt
Organism: Beta vulgaris subsp. vulgaris (sugar beet)
Lineage: Eukaryota; Viridiplantae; Streptophyta; Magnoliopsida; Caryophyllales; Amaranthaceae
Exons: 1
Coding region: 1-528 (175 amino acids)
Source: RefSeq, a predicted model, not a curated record
AUGUCUCACCUCCACGAGAAACCCUUAGGAACCACCAUCCACAUCAGCGCACUCGACGGCAUAAUCCACGUAAACUCCAUCUUCACCUUAGCAGUUUUCUUAGGCCUUUCAUGGAACCCAAAUGAUCCAUCAAACACACUCAUCACUGACCCAUCUUGUUCUUCACUCAACACCUCCAUUGCUGAAAACAUAGUAGCUUUCCACGUCUACUCUUUCUCCUCUUUCCUCUUCUCUAGCCUCGUUGCUUUGGGCCUUAAACAGGCCUUCCGUAUUCCGGCCCAUUACGACUCUUAUCGGGCUUUGAUCCAUACAUCGGGCCUUCGUUUUGGCAUGCUUGUCUCUGCUAUUGGAUCUGUUUCUGGGUGUGCUUUUCUGAUGUUGGCUUUGGUUAAUGUAGUUCAGAUUAAGUUGGGUAGUUUGUCUUGUGGGAGUUCUCAUGCUAUUGCUGCUAUUGUUCCUCUUGUUAUUUUGGUUCCUUCUGCUCUUUUGAUUUAUAUUGUUUUUGUUCUUUAUGCUUUUACUCGUUAAUUGUAAUAAUGAUACUCUCAUUUGUUUGAGUAACGCAGAACUUAUUAGACCUUAUUAGACCUUAUGAGUA